CUCCGAGCGCGGCGUCACCUCCCCGCGGCACCGCCCCUCCCUUCGUGCGCGGGCGCCGACCGCCAGGCCCGGCCGGAACCGCCUCCACUCCCUGAGCUGUCGCUGCGACUCCGCGGUCUCGCGCCCCGGACCGGAGGCCGGACUUAAGGCCGCGGCGGCCGGGCCCCCGCAGAGCCGGGGGAGGGGACGGUUCGCGCCGUGGCAGAGCGUAACUGGGGCUCCCAGGCGGCGCCCGCUCGAGCGAAGCCUGCGUCCUGGCGCCUUCUGUCUUAACAGAGGCCUUGGAUCGGGAUGCCGGCAACCCCCACACGCGCAGCCAGGAGGCAGGCCAGCCGAGGGCCGGGGGGCUCGGACUCCGCUGGCACCCAGUCCACUGUUCGGAGGAACUUAAAGCAGGUUCCCCUCCCGAGGGCCUCGACCCCGAGGACGUGGCGCGGAAGCCGUGCGACCCAUUGGCUUCAGCGGAUGGGAAGCCCGAGGCUGGAACGCGAGUUCGCCCGCCCGCGCUGGGGUUGAACCCGCGUCGAUGGCCUGCAACCUGCAGUCUCGUCCCGGGCGAGCCCUCCCUGGCCCCUCCUCUGGACUUAGACAAAAAAAGACAUGUGGAGCUCAAGAUGGAUCAAGCUUUGCUACUCAUCCAUAAUGAACUUCUCGGGACCAACCUGACUGUCUACUGGAAAUCUGAAUCCUGUUACCAUUGCUUGUUUCAGGUUCUGGUAAACAUUCCUCAGAGUCCAAAAGCGGGGAAGCCUAGCAUUGCAGCCACCCCUGUCAGCACCCAGCACGGAUCCAUUCUACAGCUGAACAACACCUUGGAAGAGAAAGAAGUUUGUAGGUUGGAAUACAAAUUUGGAGAAUUUGGAAACUAUUCUCUCUUGGUAAAGUACAUCCAUAAUGGAGUUAGUGAAAUUGCCUGUGACCUGGCUGUGAACAAGGAUCCAGUUGACAGUAACCUUCCUGUAAGCAUUGCGUUCCUUAUUGGUCUCGCUCUCAUCAUUGUGAUAUCCUUUCUGAGACUCUUGUUGAGUUUGGAUGACUUUAAUAAUUGGAUUUCUAAGGCCAUAAGUUCUCGAGAAACUGAUCGCCUCAUCAAUUCUGAGCUGGGAUCUCCCAGCAGGACAGACCCUCUCGAUGGUGAUGUCCAGUCAGCAGUGUGGCGUCCGUCCUCCCUGCCGCUCCGCCUCCGCAGUGUGGACACCUUCAGGGGGAUUGCUCUCAUACUCAUGGUCUUCGUCAAUUAUGGAGGAGGAAAAUACUGGUAUUUCAAACACGCAAGUUGGAAUGGGCUGACGGUGGCUGACCUCGUGUUCCCAUGGUUUGUAUUUAUUAUGGGAACUUCUAUUUUUCUAUCAAUGACUUCUAUAAUGCAACGGGGAUGUUCAAAAUUCAGAUUGCUGGGGAAGAUUGCAUGGAGGAGUUUCCUGUUAAUCUGCAUAGGAAUUAUCAUUGUGAAUCCCAAUUAUUGCCUUGGUCCAUUGUCCUGGGACAAGGUGCGCAUUCCUGGCGUGCUGCAGCGCUUGGGAGUUACUUACUUUGUGGUUGCUGUGUUGGAGCUCCUCUUUGCUAAACCCGUGCCUGAACAUUGUGCUUCGGAGAGGAGCUGCCUUUCUCUUCAAGACAUCACGUCCAGCUGGCCCCAGUGGCUGCUCAUCCUGGCGCUGGAAGGCCUGUGGCUGGGCUUGACAUUCCUCCUGCCAGUCCCUGGGUGCCCUACUGGUUAUCUUGGUCCUGGGGGCAUUGGAGAUUUUGGCAAGUAUCCAAAUUGUACGGGAGGAGCUGCGGGCUACAUCGACCGCCUGCUGCUGGGAGACAAUCACCUUUACCAGCACCCGUCUUCUGCUGUGCUUUACCAUACUGAGGUGGCCUAUGACCCCGAGGGCAUCCUGGGCACCAUCAACUCCAUCCUGAUGGCCUUUUUAGGAGUUCAGGCAGGAAAAAUACUAUUGUAUUACAAGGCUCGGACCAAAGAUAUCCUCAUUCGAUUCACUGCUUGGUGUUGUAUUCUUGGGCUCAUUUCUGUUGCUCUGACAAAAGUUUCUGAAAAUGAAGGCUUUAUUCCAGUAAACAAAAAUCUCUGGUCGCUUUCAUAUGUCACCACGCUCAGUUCUUUUGCCUUCUUCAUCCUGCUGGUUCUGUACCCAGUUGUGGAUGUGAAGGGGCUGUGGACGGGAACCCCCUUCUUUUAUCCAGGAAUGAAUUCUAUUCUGGUGUAUGUUGGCCAUGAAGUGUUUGAGAACUACUUCCCCUUUCAGUGGAAGCUGGAGGACAACCAGUCCCACAGGGAGCACCUGACUCAGAACAUUGCUGCCACUGCCCUCUGGGUGCUCAUUGCCUACAUCCUCUAUAGAAAGAAGAUUUUUUGGAAAAUCUGAUGGCUCCUGCUGACACGUGCUGCUGGAGGACUCUAGUGGGCCUGCAGGGAGGACUGAAGCAGGCUUUGUUAAAGGGAAGCAUUCAUUAGGAAAUUGUGUUUACAGAAUAUAGGGGAAGACGCUGAUGUCCUCAAACUGGUUAACUGUGACACGGCUCCCCAGGACUCUGCCUGUGUAUUUGUGACUUAACAGAUUUGAAAUGUAAUUGUGUUUUCCUCCAUUUUCUGUGGGAAUGAAUGUAUGGAACUUCAUUCCAAGGAGAUUGGCUUUAACUUUCCAAAAGGGAAUUGCCAUGGGUGUUUUUCUUCCGUGUUAGAUGAAACAAUCCGAGCUCUGCUUCUUCCUUUCCACACAUAUGCACAUACCAACACGAAAUGCCAUUUCUCCUACUGCAGCUGCUGUGAAGCUUACUGGAUGUGAUGUAUCAUAACUUUGUCUAUUUUUUUUUUAUUCAAUGCAGUUUAAUGUUUCCAGAAAGCCAAAGUAAUUUUCUUUUCAGAUAUGCAAGGCUUUGGUGGGUCCAAACAAUGUCUAGCACAAGCCAUUUUUUCUUAUCCUCUCUCAGAAAGUUAAAAUACAGAUGUGUUAUUCCCAGCCCCUAUUGCCUAUCUGUCUGUCUUUAGCCAUGGGCCAUGGGAGUGGCUGUGGGGAGGGCAGGCACUGCCUAUGCCCGUGGGUCUAGCUGAGCCGUCCCUGCUGUGUGAGGUGCCGGGCGAGACCCUUGGCUAGCUUGGGCCUUGGCUUCCUCAUCUGUGAAGUCAGAGGGUGGGGAUGACUCUCAGUUUCCUUCUAGCUCUUAGACAUGAUGAGGUGACACAUCGAUAGCUUUUCUGAAGUCUUCAGAAAAAAAGUUUUAUUACAGAAAACUCUUCAAAAUAAAUGAUAAUGAAAACUUUUAAAAACUCUCAUUGGAGUAAGUCUUUUCAAGAUGACCCUCCACGAUGGAGGCGACGUUCCUGCUUGUCAUCACAUAGCCAAAGACGUUGUUUCUUAGGCGUGAAAUCGGGGACACAGAGACACACAGCACUGUUGGUGGGAGGCGUCGUCGUCACCCUCCUGAGUGUUCUGUGGGGAUGUCCUCUGUGAGGAACAUGUGGUCACAGGGUUGUGCUUCACCCACCCUUCCCUGGUGAGAUGGGCCUUAGCCUGUGCCGCUGCCUUCAGCCUCGUCUCUGCACGGCAGCCUUCUGUCUGUUCCUGGCUCUGCCUUGUGCCCUGAACUCUCAUCCGGCUUGUACCUGUCUGCUGGACCCCUCCACCUGGAGGCCAGCCCUCGUCUCAGCCUCAGCCCUACCCUCCUCUCCUCAAACACAAAGCGUUUCCUCUUAGGUUUCCCUGGCUUUGUGAAUGGAUCACGCGUCUUUAGGUAUAAACCUGCUGUCAUCUUUCUGCCCGCCUCACCUCCGCCAGAUCUCCCCAGUUCUGUGUCCGUCUUCCACCUGCAGCUACUCCGUUCUCAUUGCCACUGCCACAUCACUCAAGUCCAGACUCUUGUCAUCAUUUUCAAACCAGCCUCCUUCCCUCAUCCCCGCCUUCUUAAAGCCACCUCUCCAUUGCCACCGGAUUAAGCUUUCUUCAGCCAGAUCACCUGUCUUUGAGAAACUUCCAUUGAAAUGGAAACACCUCUGCCUGGCACACAUACUCACCUUCUUUAUUCCCACGCAUCUUUCCAGCCUCCCCUCCCCUCCCCUCCCCUCCCCUCCCCUCCUCUCCCCUCCCCUCUUCUUCCCUCCCCUCCCAUUCUAAAUUCAGCCCAGCGGGGCUUCUCCUGCCUCCAUCACAUCACAGAAGUACCUCCUGCUUCUGGUUUCAAUUAGAGCCUUCCUGGAUUGCCUUUUCCUCUGAAUUUUUUCCUAUCUACAUUUGAUCUAUUGUUUUUAAACCCCUUAUUUCUGAGGUACCUUCUCUAAUCUCUUAUUCUCAUCCCCAAAUAGUGUUUUCUUCCUCUGGGUUCUUGGAAUGUUAUCAAUCUCACAGCAUUUAGUGCUUUUUGGCUGGUGUGACUUUUACUUGUGUGCAUGUGCAAUUUCUAAUUUCCCACGCUAGACUGUGAGCUUCCUAAGGCAAGAAUCAUGCCGUGUUCGUUUGUGUAUUCCUCAUGGCGCCAAACAGUGCCUUGUACAUUGCAGGCACUAAAUAAACAUUUUUAAAGCAAA
Molecule: messenger RNA, 4528 nt
Organism: Saimiri boliviensis boliviensis (Bolivian squirrel monkey)
Lineage: Eukaryota; Metazoa; Chordata; Mammalia; Primates; Cebidae
Source: RefSeq, a predicted model, not a curated record